Messenger RNA from Alligator sinensis (Chinese alligator), 5149 nucleotides. It is a transcript of the gene GMIP, whose product is annotated as GEM interacting protein. Gene Ontology annotation, cellular component: plasma membrane. The transcript is spliced from 24 exons. Bases 308 to 3700 code for a protein of 1130 amino acids. Gene Ontology annotation, molecular function: GTPase activator activity. Gene Ontology annotation, biological process: negative regulation of GTPase activity; activation of GTPase activity; signal transduction. Lineage: Eukaryota; Metazoa; Chordata; Crocodylia; Alligatoridae. The record is from RefSeq and is a predicted model, not a curated record.
CUACCCACAGCUGCGACGAUGUCGUCAGGUUUUCUCCUCCAUAACUUCAAUGGAGAAAGAGAAUGAAGGAGACUCAAAAUAUUCCACGCAUUUCCUCUGAACAAAGACUUUCACUUUUAAAGAAUUUUGCAUUAAGUGAGAGACCCCUUAUGAAAACCCAGCUGAGACAGCAAGCCUCGGGGAAGUCUCUAAUACUGUAGAACAGUGCACCAAAAAAGAACGUUUGUAACAGAGAGCUUCAGCUCCAACAGAGACUCUGGGAACAGUAAGUGCUUCUGAGUGCUCUCUAAUACACCUUGACAUUAAUAUGACUGGGACCGGACACCGCAAUAAUGCCCAUUACAUUGAGAUUGGCGGCAAAUCACCAAACAAUGGCAUUUUCACUGAUGAUCAUGAAUCAGACUCUGGGUUUCUGACCGCUGUCUGGGCUUCAAUCCAGACUCCCACCUCUGGUGACUGCAUCAGCCACCCGGACCUCUGUGCCAAUGAAGUGCUCCAUAUCACAAGACAUCUCAGAAACAUUGAUGGGAAAUUCAGGAAUUUCCGGGAGCUUUUUCAAAAAGAAGGACCAGUUGUUUCAGGUCCUGUUGAAGCCAAACUGGUAGACUUACUACAAGCUAUCUCUUCCCUCCUAUACAAGUAUCCUGCUUUGAACGGUGAAAUCAUCCAGCCUGCCACAGCAGCCCUCAUCAACAGUGUGAACGGUCUCAACAAUCCUGUGAAAGGGUCUGAAAAUAGAAAGCGAUACAGUGACAUCUUCGGGUGUUUGGAUGCCUUAGAAAUUUCACUCGGAAAUGGGGCAGCUGACAUGUUCAUUAGUGACAUUGACAGCCCUGGCACCACUGACCUGACCUCAGAGACAGAGACAUCUCCGAAAAAUAAAAGUUUCUGCAAAAGCAAAAGCAACUCAGAGGGAAAGGUGCAGACAGACAUCUCAGUUGAAGAGGCUGAUGAGAUGCUGAUAAAAUGUGAAGGUGGUGUGGAAUAUGCCCUUGAAUAUGCCAAAAUGUGGUGUAAAUAUGUCAAAGAGCUGCUCUUUUGGAUUGACAAACGCCUGAAUUAUGAAAUAGAGUUUGCCAAAAGCAUUGUGAAGAUAGCAGAAUCAGGCCGACAUGCCAUUAGGCAUCAGUGUGACAUGCCUCUCCAGUUGCUUUACACCAGCGUCAUGGACUAUGACAUAAAGGCUGGGGGUACAGCCACUGACACUGUAGUGCAGCUACAGCUGAGAGAAUACUACCAGCCUCUUACAGCCAAGAGGAAUGAAAUUGAAAAGUGGCGGAAAGAAUUUAAGGAUCAAUGGACAAAAGAACAGAAGAGAAUGAAUGAUUCCUUAUCAUCCUUGCGCAAGUCCCGUCUGCACUACAUACAGCGCUGUGAGGAGCUGGAGAAAGCCAAGUCACUGAGUGCCAAGGCAGAGGAUGAAUACCAGAACAUGGCUGCAACUCACCCUGGCAGUGCCAGCAAGCAGCUGGAGAAACGGCGCCGGUCUCGUGAGGAAGCACAAGCAAAGGUUCAGGAAACUGAAACUACUUACAAGACAUGCAUCACUGAUGCCAACUUUCGCCGGCAGGAACUGGAAAAGGUGCGAGAGAGGAUUGUCUCCCACAUACGGAAACUUGUUUACCAAGGAGAUGAGGUGCUAACCCGGGUUACCCUGAGGAUGUUCAAGCUGCGGCAAGAUCAGGCAGAGAAGAUUCCAUUGGAUUACCAGACCAUGACUGAAUCCUGCAAACCCUACAAAAUGGGUGAGAAAUACCUGGAUUUUAUUCAGAAGCUGCAGAAGAAAGAGAAUAUCGUGGAGGUGUUUGAAUUUGAGCCAUAUACUCCUGUGGGGAAGAGGUCUCCCUCUAGCGGUAGAAGAAAGAAUCCACCCCAGCACACUGGAAUCUCCUUCUCAGCUACUGAUCUGACCUCCUCCUCAGAAGAUGCAUCAGGUGCAAACAAAUCAUGGAGUGACACAGAAAGCCUUGGUGGGAGCGGUGAAUUCCAAUCCCCGGAUUCUCCCACUUCCAGCCCAGGGAACUUUAAUAGGAGGUUGCUAAAAGCUUCAUCCACAGGCACCAUGUCCUCCUUGGAUGAUUUUGAGGAGAGAGAUUCAUCUCAAACAUAUGAAAAUGAUAAUGGAUCAUUCCAGUGCCAGUUCAAGAACCUCACUUUGUCAACUGCGGCACAGACCCACCGGCUGCGAAAACUCCGGGGCCCAUCCAAAUGCAGGGAAUGUGAAACCUUCAUGGUCAACGGCAUUGAGUGUGAAGAGUGCUACUUGGCCUGCCACAAGAAAUGCCUGGAGAACCUUCUGGUCACCUGUGGCCGUAAGAAGCUGCCUGCCCGCAUGUCCCUCUUCGGCAUCAACUUACAGCAGGUCUCCUUGGAUUCCCCAAAUAAAAUUCCAUUCAUAGUCACAAAAUGCACGUCAGAAAUUGAGGCUCGUGCCCUCGGAGUCCAGGGGAUCUAUCGGAUAAGCGGGUCCAAGGCCCGGGUAGAGAAGCUCUGCCAAGCAUUUGAAAACGGCAGAGACCUGGUGGAGCUCUCGGAACACUCUCCCCAUGACAUCACUAGUGUCCUGAAGCAUUUCCUGAAGGAGCUCUCAGAACCUGUGCUCCUGUAUCAACUCUAUGAUGAGUUAAUUGCACUUGCCAAGGAUCUGCAGAGACCUGGAGAAGGGAAGAGAGACAGCUCAGGGUUUUCAUCAGACCCUAUCCAGAACAUGAAGGACGUGCUGCACAAACUGCCUCUAACGAACCACAACACCCUGCAUCAUCUUGCUGCACAUCUAUACAGGGUGUCUGAGAGAUAUGAGGAGAACAGGAUGUCCGCCAACAACUUGGGGAUAAUCUUUGGGCCAACGCUGAUCCGACCCAGUGCAGGGAGCGAUGUCUCCAUGACCUGUCUUGUAGACUCUGGAUACCAGGCACAGAUUGUAGAGUUUCUCAUUCUGAACCAUGAAAGGGUCUUUGAGCGUUUUGCCUUGGCCCCUGGAUGCGAAAACCCUUCACAAGAGGCCUUGGCGCCGAAAGAUGAAGAGCAGCAGAGCCCCAGCAAAGACAAGACUAUGACCCAAGAGAACUUCUCCUCCAAGCACGAUUCGAGAGAGGGCUACCUGUCUGAUUAUCCAUCUUCCAGUGAAGCCAUCAAUGAGCUGACUCUGGAGGGAGCUUGCAGACCCCUAAGCCUGGAUACCCUAGAAUUGAACAGAAAUAUUGGCACCGAGCUGGAGGAUCCUGAGGAAUCUCUACAAGAAAAGCCAGAUAUAGAUUCAGAUGCUGUUCUAGGAACACAAGCCAGGGGGCACUUCAGCCGGCAGCCUGUGAAGUAUGCUCGAACACAGGCAAAAGUGAAGCCAGUCAUUCCCAAACCUCCCAGUUUGCCUUUGAUGACUGCUGCUCUGUCUAGUGCUGCGAUCGAUGCUGAUGCAGCAGGCAAUCUGGAAGACAACAGCCCCAGGCCAAAGGAAGUCCUGGAGAAAAAAGGCAGCAACAGCAGGACCAGCUCACCAGAGACCAGCACACUGCAGCGUCGCUCAGGAGGGAAACAGCAGCAACUCAGACAUUUUGAGAUCACUCAAGAAACUGCUAGGAUUGUCUCCAAGUUUCAAACUGAUGACACUUCCACAACAUGCCCUCAGGUUUUUCUGGGGAGGGGAAACACAGACUGCAUUGAGCCAGCAACAAACCCCAGCCUGGAGGAGACACCACUAUAGGGAAACCUUUUUGAGAACAGUGGCGAUCACAUUGAUUGAAAAGGAAAGAGCUACGCUCCUGUAAUGUGCUUCCUGCAGAAGGAAAGGACAGAAGUUAACAAGGUAAUGACCAAAUCUCUGCAACUGUGUUCAGGAUGAAGAUAGGAGGAAAGGCCUCUGAUGCAGAUAACCAGACAAGCUUAGGGGUAGCCCAGAAAUUUGUUUUUUUACACAUCAGCAAGCUUCAUGUGAGGAUUAAUAAGUCCAGAGGUUCUGGCACUGAAAACAAAAUGUCUGCACUUGGUGCCAGGUGCUUAGUUGGAAGAGAUGGAUCCAAUCUGGUUACACAGUCCAGUUCAGUGUAAUGCACAAUUCAGGCAAUACAGAGAGAGCAAGAGCUGCCUUACUUAGCAGUAGCCAAGGAAAGAAAAUUUACUGAAGCUUACACCACUGGAAAGGAAACCCUCACAAACUGUUAUUUUCUUCCAGAUACAACUUGUACUGUUUGCUUGUUUUUAAGUUCACAGCCUUCCUCAUUCUUCAGUAUAAAUCCAGUGAAGCAGGUACACUGGCAAGUCUGUGUACUCUGGGUUAUAGUGCUUCCAUUGUCGCCGUCUCCAGUUUCUAUAAACACAGAAGUAAUUUUAAAAACAGAAAGGUUGCAUUUCCCAGUGGGCCGCUCUCCCCCCCCCCUCCAUCUUUUCCUUAUAUCUUAAUUCCACCUCCUUGCUUUUUCACAGACUCCUCACUCCCCUCUGUCCUUAACUGAAGCAUCUUGAAUUAGUAGAACCAUUAAAAGUUGCUGUGUCACAAAUACAAUCCCUGCUCCCAUCGCAAAAGGGAAGAUUAUCAGCAAUCAAAGACAGGCUAGGUCAUUGUAGCCUGACUGUUCUUCACAUCUUCAAUCCCUGGAUCUUCCUCCCACCCAGACAGGAUUUAGCUGAAACCCCAUCCUAAUAAUGAGCUGACACUUGAAUGGCUCAUUCUAGUCUUAAAACUAACAGGCUACCUUGAAAUAAAAUGUUAGGUAGUUACAUGGAAUAAUGUAUAGGGUGAGCACUGUGAUCCACUGCUAUGGAUUUCCUUGCUCUUUGGUUAUGUACAUAGUCCAAAGCUUGCCUCUCUUCUAGCAACAGUGAAAGGACAUCUGCACAGGGAGAAUUUCACUGGAAGUUGUGCAGGCCGGGAGCGGUCCGAGGCUUUCGGGGGUGCGCGGCGGGCUGUGGCCAGCAGCCCUGGCACAUGGGUCGGGGAAUGCAGGCCGGCGGACUAGAAUUAGGCACGGACGCGUAGUGGUUGAUUAAAGAUUAUUUUACUUACACCGUAGAUGGUCGUGGUACAUGCAGGAGAAAACUUCACUUAAGUUGCAGUUACAAAACUCGUACAAACAAGACCCGUAGAAAAACUCAAGCCUCUUGAAAUAACUCGGGCAGAGCUCUGGAUACACACACACGAAGUUUGCUAGGCUCC